Populus euphratica (Euphrates poplar) is the source of this 4422-nucleotide messenger RNA. RefSeq names its product putative disease resistance protein RGA4. The coding region runs from base 273 to 3980 and encodes 1235 amino acids. Lineage: Eukaryota; Viridiplantae; Streptophyta; Magnoliopsida; Malpighiales; Salicaceae. Gene Ontology annotation, molecular function: ADP binding. The record is from RefSeq and is a predicted model, not a curated record. The transcript is spliced from 3 exons.
CUGUGGGGUACGUUAAUGGGUUUGCCUGCUCCAACUAUAUUAUGUGUCGGUGGCUUGAUGCUACUUGCUUAUCACUUUUUAUUUACUGGGGAGAUACUAGGAAGGAGGUGUUCUACCACUACAUGAAGUCAUAUUCCCCACCAAAUACCAUGCCGACAAAGGCGUUCGUAGAAUUUUUUUAGCCAUGCCAUAACAACUUGACGGUAGUGGUUCGUGGUAGAUGCUGCCAACAGCCAUCAAUCAAUUAGGGAGGAAGGGGCCCUCAUGCAACUAUGCUCUGUAUCUCAUCAUUCCAAACACACUUCGUUUUAUCUUUUAAUAUUUCACACCAUACUUCUCUCUCUCUUUUGCUCAAUCUUUCUUCCUUGAUUUCCCAAAGAAAACAAGAGAACAUGGCAGCAGAGCUUUUUCUUACGUUUGCCAUGGAGGAGACUUUGACAAGGGUCAUUUCCAUAGCUUCUGAAGGGAUCAGACUUGCCUGGGGAUUGGAAGGACAGCUACAAAAGCUCAUGCAGUCCGUGACCAUGAUCAAAGCUGUGCUCCAACAUGCAGCCAGAAGGCCCGUAACAGACGAGUCUGCGAAGCUUUGGCUGGAGAAGCUACAAGAUGUAGCUUACGAUGCUGAAGAUGUUCUAGACGAGUUUGCUUAUGAGAUUCUCCGAAAAGACCAAAAGAAGGGAAAGGUACGUAACUGCUUUCCACUGCACAACCCUGUUGCAUUCCGUCUGAAUAUGGGUCACAAAGUUAAGGAGAUCAAUGGAUCACUGGUUGAGAUUCAGAAACUUGCAAUUGGCUUUGGGCUGGGAAUUGCAUCUCUACAUGUAGAGAGUGCUCCUGAAGUUAUCCGGGAUAUAGACCGAGAGACAGAUUCCUUGCUUGAAAGCUCGGAAGUUGUCGUAGGAAGGGAGGAUGAUGUCUCUGAAGUUAUGCAAUUGCUGAUUGGCUCGACUGAUCAACAAGUUCUAUCUGCUGUCCCUAUAGUGGGGAUGGGUGGCCUCGGAAAGACUACGAUAGCAAAAAAAGUUUGUCAAGUAGCGAGGGAGAAAAAGCUUUUUGAUGUAACAAUAUGGGUUUGUGUUUCUAAUGAUUAUAGUAAAAGGAGGAUUUUAGGAGAGAUGCUGCAACAGAAUAAUAAAUCUACUGGUAGCUGGUUGGGCACCUCUAUUGAUGCAAUAAUUGAGAACCUGAAGAAAGAGCUGGAAAAGAAAACAUUUCUUCUUGUUCUUGAUGAUGUGUGGAAUGAAGACCCUGAUAAGUGGGAUGAUUUGAAGGAGCAACUGUUAAAAAUUAACAGCAAAAAUGGGAAUGCUGUUGUUGUUACAACCCGCAGUAAGAAAGUAGCAGACAUGAUGGGGACUUCUCGGGGGAUUCAGCACGAGCCAGGGAGACUUUCAGAUGAUCACUGUUGGUCCAUUAUCAAGCAAAAGGUGAGCAGGGGUGGAGGAGAAACAAUACCUUCAGGCAUCGAGUCUAUUGGAAAAGAGAUUGCAAAGAAAUGUGGAGGUGUUCCAUUACUUGCUAAAGUUUUCGGACUAACUCUUCACGGAAAGCAGGCAGAACAGUGGCGGUCAAUUCUAAACAGUAGAUUUUGGGAUUCUCCGGAUGGAGAUAAGGCUAUGCGCAUAUUGAGACUCAGUUUUGAUCACCUGUCAUCGCCAUCACUGAAAAAAUGUUUUGCAUACUGUUCUAUUUUUCCUAAAGAUUUUAAAAUUGAAAGGGAAGAGCUCAUUCAACUUUGGAUGGCUGAAGGUUUUCUCAGGCCAUCAAAUGGGAGGAUGGAAGACGAAGGCAACAAGUGUUUCAAUGACUUGCUUGCAAAUUCCUUUUUCCAAGAUGUUGAAAGGAAUGAGUGUGAGAUCGUAACAAGCUGCAAGAUGCAUGAUCUUGUGCAUGAUCUUGCAUUGCAGGUCUCAAAAUCAGAAGUGUUAAAUCUGGAGGAGGAUUCGGCUGUUGAUGGUGCAUCUCAUAUUCGUCAUCUAAAUCGCAUGUCUCGUGGGGAUGAUGAGGCAGCAUUAACAGCGGUUGAUGCUAGAAAAUUGCGAACUGUUUUCUCAAUGGUUGAUGUAUUGAAUGGAUCUUGGAAAUUCAAAAGCUUGAGAACUCUCAAAUUGCGAGGGUCUGGUAUCACAGAGUUACCAGAUUCGAUUUGCAAGCUGAGACAUUUGAGAUAUCUUGAUGUCUCGGAUACUGCUAUCAGAGCAUUGCCGGAAUCCAUCACCGAGCUCUACCAUUUGGAAACAUUAAGAUUCACUGAUUGCAAGUCACUAGAAAAACUUCCCAAGAAAAUGAGGAAUUUAGUGAGCUUGAGACAUCUUCAUUUUGAUGAUCCAAAGCUAGUGCCAGCUGAGGUGAGACUCUUAACACGCCUUCAAACUCUGCCUUUAUUUGCUCUGGGUCCAGAUCAUAUGGUUGAAGAGCUGGGAUGUUUUAAUGAACUAAGAGGAGAAUUGCAGAUAAGCAAGCUUGAGCAAGUGAGAGACAGAGAAGAAGCUGAGAAGGCAGAACUGCGUGAAAAAAGAAUGCACAAAUUGGUGUUUGAAUGGAGUGAUGAUGAAGGCAACAGCAUUGUCAAUAGCGAGGAUGUGCUGGAAGGCCUGCAGCCUCACCCAGACAUAAGAAGCUUGACAAUUGAGGGUUAUGGAGGUGAAAAUUUCUCAUCAUGGAUAUUGCAACUCAAUAGUCUGAUGGUGCUGAGAUUGAAUGGCUGCAGCAAGUUGAAGCAACUCCCAACACUUGGAUGUCUUCCUCGCCUGAAGAUUCUAGAGAUGAAUGGAAUGCCUACUGUGAAAUGUAUAGGCAAUGAGUUUUAUAGCAGCAGUGACAGCGCAGGAUUUCUGUUUCCAGCACUAAAAGAACUCACUCUAUCCAGUAUGGAAGGUCUUAAAGAAUGGAUGUUACCGGGUGGAGAAGUCGGUGCAGUAUUUCCUCGUCUUGAAGGGUUGCGCAUUAAGAAGUGUGGCAAGUUGGAAAGCAUUCCGCUAUGUGUUUUUUCAUCUCUUGUACGAUUUGAAAUUAUAGGAUGUGAGGAACUGAAAUAUUUGUCUGGUGAGUUUCGUGGCUUCACAUCUCUUCAAAUUUUAAGGAUGCGUAGCUGUUCAAAGCUGACAUCCAUUCCAAGCGUACAACACUGCACAACUCUAGUUGAAAUGAGCAUACGGUGGUGCGGUGAGUUGAUCGCAAUUGCUGGUGAUUUCCGAGAAUUGAAAUAUUCUUUGAAGAAAUUAGAUAUUUUGGGGUGUAAAUUGGGAGCUCUUCCAAGCGGACUACAAUAUUGCGCAUCUCUAGAGGAAUUGCAGAUAUUGUUUUGUAGUGAGCUUAUCCAUAUCAGUGAUUUACAAGAAUUGUCUUCGCUUCGAAGAUUAAAGAUAAUGUAUUGUGAGAGGCUCAACCGUAUUGAUUGGGAUGGUUUACGACAAUUGCGUUCUCUUGUUUAUUUAGAAAUCAGUUGGUUUCGGAGUUUGAGUGAUAGCCCAGAGGAUGAUUGCUUAGGCAGCCUCACCCAACUGAAGGAACUGAGAAUCGGUGGUUUCUCAAAGGAGCUGGAGGCUUUUCCUACAGGACUUACAAACUCAAUUCAACACUUGAGUGGGUCCCUCAAAUCCCUAUUCAUAUAUGGAUGGGAUAAACUUAAGAGAGUACCACACCAACUUCAACACCUCACUGCCCUCGAGACAUUGCAUAUAAGUGGUUUCAACAGAUGGGAAUUUGAGGAAGCAUUGCCAGAAUGGUUGGCCAACCUUUCUUUUCUUCAAUCUCUUACUAUUUGGAAUUGCUACAAUCUUAAGUAUCUGCCAAGCUCAGCAGCCAUUCAACGCCUCCCCAAAUUAAAACGUUUGGAGAUUUAUGGAUGUCCACAUCUCUCGGCAAAUUGUAGAAAGGAGAAUGGCUGUGAGUGGCCCAAGAUUUCUCAUAUCCCAUCAAUCAAGAUAGAGGGUACACUUGUACAGGUAAACCUCGAAGACUCGGACCUCAAAGACUGAAGGAAGCCAUGGAAUGGUUAUUUGAAGCUUAUUCAGAAUAAUGUUUGUCAGGCUAGAUAUAUGUGUGACCCGCACAAUUUUCUCGUAUCUUUAUGAGAUAAGUAUAUUUGUCAAAAUGUAAGAAAAUGGAUGGAGCAGGCAGCUUAUCACCAAGAUAGAAGAGCUUAAUAUAGAUAUGGAUGUGAAUUCGUAUGUGUAACUUCUAUUAUCUUAUAUUUGAUUUUGUUAUUUAACUUUAAAGGAUUCGUUUUUUAUGAGGUUAUAUAUGUAGAUGUUCUUGGGCAGGAAGAGAAUUUCAAAGCUGAAUUUUGUAAUUGUAGAAAGAACAAUGUUCUUACUGAAUAGAUGAUUAUGCUGAUGUACUCCAAAUUUCUGAAGAAUUAUUGUACUUUUUGUCUUGUAAAUCUACCUUCAUAUUACAUAAUAUGUUGUUAUUAAUUCA